Molecule: messenger RNA, 801 nt
Organism: Fulvia fulva
Lineage: Eukaryota; Fungi; Ascomycota; Dothideomycetes; Mycosphaerellales; Mycosphaerellaceae
Exons: 3
Coding region: 1-801 (266 amino acids)
Source: RefSeq, a predicted model, not a curated record
AUGGGAACCAUGAACCACUCGCCCCUUCUCCGCCUCUCGGCAGAGCUUCGCAACGUGAUCUACGAACAUACAUUCACCUCUCAAUACGCCGUAACACUGUGCUCGGGCAAAGUCCAACAUCCCUUGACCAAAACAUGUCGCCAGAUCCGACACGAGACACUGCCGAUGUACUACGCCGUGACAAAAUUCAACGCGCACCUUGAUGACGGACCCGCAACACCACUAGCAAAGUGGUUGAAAACACAGGCUCCGGAGUUGGUUCUGUGCAUGAACGGGCUGGUCAUCUGGAGCUGGAUCUCCGGGUUUGCGAGGAUAUUGUUAGAUGAUGACAAUAUGCGCAAUCUCAACUACACACUCCACGGAACCGAAUCGACCUCUCUUCUCCUUGAGACACAACCCGCACAAGGCAAGCACUACACGCUCCGGCCAGUGGGCAGCUGGAUCCUCGAAGGAGGCUUCCACCUGAAAGAAAUCUGCAUCGCUCUCCAAGAAAUUGGCCUAAGCUUAUCUCGUUUCUGCAUCACCGACGAGACGGGAGACUCGAGAUUCAGACUAACAAGCGAGUUCGCCAUCGUUGCCCUGAACCCUGUCCCUGUUGACUUGGCAGCGACUGAUGACCACAUCGGUGUCAACGAGGCAGCUCGACAGAUUGGACUGUCGGAUUGUGCUAGAGGGGAGUUGAUCCAGAGGGUUGCGAAUGGACAUAGGCGAGUGAGGCUGGUUGAUGGCCGACGUGUUUUGAUGUUUCAAUUUGCAGGGGAUCGAGGAAUCUGGUUGCAAGAUGUCAAGGAGAUGCUCUGA